This is a messenger RNA of Baudoinia panamericana UAMH 10762, 1224 nucleotides long. RefSeq lists its product as uncharacterized. Gene Ontology annotation, molecular function: ATP binding; calcium/calmodulin-dependent protein kinase activity. NCBI's taxonomy places the organism in Eukaryota, Fungi, Ascomycota, Dothideomycetes, Mycosphaerellales, Teratosphaeriaceae. Gene Ontology annotation, biological process: protein phosphorylation; cellular response to oxidative stress. The coding region runs from base 1 to 1224 and encodes 407 amino acids. The transcript is spliced from 2 exons. The record is from RefSeq and is a predicted model, not a curated record.
AUGUCCAAUGCAGUAACCAACAUGCUCAACAAGCUGCAUGGCCAGCCAGAAAGCUAUGAUCGGAAGAGCAAGUACCGCAUGGGCCGGACGCUGGGAGCUGGUACCUAUGGCAUUGUGAAGGAAGCCGACAGCCCAAGCGGCAAGGUCGCGGUCAAGAUCAUUCUGAAGAAGAACGUCAAAGGCAACGAUCAGAUGGUGCUAGACGAGCUCGACAUGCUGCGGAAGCUGAGACACCCUCACAUCGUCCGCUUUGUAGAUUGGUUCGAAUCGAGAGACAAGUACUAUAUCGUCACGCAACUGGCAACGGGUGGAGAGCUUUUCGAUCGUAUCUGUGAGAAGGGCAAGUUCACGGAGAAGGAUGCCUCUCAAACGAUGAGACAGGUACUUGAAGCCGUCGAUUACCUCCAUCGUAACCACGUUGUGCAUCGCGACCUGAAGCCUGAGAACCUGCUGUAUCUGACACGCGCACCCGACUCCGACCUCGUACUGGCAGACUUCGGCAUUGCGAAGCAUCUGGACAGUGAGAACGGCGUGCUCAAGACGAUGGCGGGUUCCUUCGGCUACGCCGCACCGGAAGUGAUGCUCAAGCAGGGCCAUAGCUACCCGGUCGACAUGUGGUCCUUGGGCGUCAUCACCUACACUCUACUCUGCGGCUACUCACCCUUCCGGUCUGAUUCGCUCCCCGAGUUGAUCGAGGAGACAAAGCAUGGCCGUGUCGUUUUCCACGAGCGAUAUUGGAAGGACGUCUCGCACCAAGCGAAAGACUUCAUCUUGACCCUUCUCAAACCAGACCCACACGCUCGUUCGACAAGCGGGCAAGCGCUGAAGGACCCGUGGAUUGCGGGGGUUGGCGCGACCGAGCACAACUUGCUGCCCGAGAUCAAGGCGUACAUGGCUCGCGCAAAGCUACGGCGCGGCGUGGAGAUGGUUAAGCUUGCCAACCGGAUUGAGGCCCUCAAGAUGCAGGAAGAUGAGGAGGAGGAUGUACCGCAGGAGGCAGAUAUACCCGCGGAUGCUCAGAAGGCGGCUUGGGAGGCUGGUCAUCCGCCUGAAAGUGGUGGGCUCGCGCCGCCAGAGCAUGAACUGCCUCGAAAGCGAAGUUUGGGAAAGCUGGCCAAGACGGCGAUCUUCCGAGAGGUUGUUCUUGCCAAAGUUCGUGAAAUGAAGGCUCAGGAAGAGAGCGACCGGAUGAUGAAGGAGGCGAGUACUAGCUCCCAGCAAUGA